Zea mays is the source of this 980-nucleotide messenger RNA. RefSeq lists its product as uncharacterized. Bases 187 to 549 code for a protein of 120 amino acids. The transcript is spliced from 2 exons. Lineage: Eukaryota; Viridiplantae; Streptophyta; Magnoliopsida; Poales; Poaceae. The record is from RefSeq and is a predicted model, not a curated record.
GGACAUAAUACAAAAAAAUUCGGUCCGCUAGACGGCUAGACUCCGUCCGGUUCCGGCUCCCCCUCGCCGCACUCGGCACGGCAGUGCGCCGCUGCCGUGGGUUUUAUUUGCUGCCGACAGGGGCGGCGCAUUGGCGGCGAGCGCAGGAUUACCCCUUCUCGCGGCCAGCUUGAAUCCCCGGCGCCAAUGGACAGUUCCGGUGGCCGGAUAGGCUGUAGGAAAACCGACUGCGCCUCACGACGACCCCGCCUCUUACAAUCAGGUUGGACGCGGACGCCGUUCCAUGGCUGCUCACGCCGCCGCCGCCGCCGCCUACCGCGGAGGUGCGGCACAUGCAGCGUCCUCGCCACCACUGCUCAUCAUGAUCCCCGUUCGCGCGUCUUCUCCGGCGGUCCGCUCCGCUCCGCUCCGGCCGGUGGUGCUCCGUGCUCGACAGCUCGAGGUAUGCCUCGACUGGAGUCGUCCCUCGUCCGUCCGUGCGCGCGUGCGUGCAUGCCAUAUUGUUGUUGCCAUGCCAUCCUCUGGAUUCCUGCGCGCGCUUUUCUUUGACCUGAGCGGCACUGUGGCCUGUGGGCCCUAGGCCCAGGAGACGACGCGCCGAUACGAUGCGGUCUUGUAGCAGCAGCCAAGGAACGAAUAAUAUAAUCCUGGGGCGUCCUAGCCCGUGGCAUGGUUGGAGACGGGUCAAAGUUUUUGGGCAUCCACAUGCAGUGGUGGUGCAGUGCUUGCUGGUGCAGGCAGUCGGCCAUUCGCGAUGCGGCCACUGUUCAUGAUUCCACAAAACAAACUACAAACCGCCACAUGUGUCAUGUGAGGCUGUGCGCCGGAGCCCAUCUGUGUCUGCCUGUCGCCUGCGCCUGCGCCUGCGCCUGCACGGCGGCAGCAAACACCGGUCUCCGCGUCAACGGAUGGCCCAGUUUUUUUUUAUUACCUUAUCGCGUGUAAGCCACUCUUGCCUUUUGACGAUGGCAGUUUCCUUU